AUGAGUCUCGCUUCUCGACAACGAAACGAAAGCGUUCUUGUCUCGAUCGAACUGAGUCGGUCCUCUCGAGCCGCGCGCGCGCACGCAUACGCACCAGAGAAGACAAAGGUCGAGACCGACUGCAAGAUGCAGAUUUUCGUCAAGACCCUCACGGGCAAGACUAUCACCCUUGAGGUGGAGUCUUCCGACACCAUCGACAACGUCAAGUCGAAGAUCCAGGACAAGGAGGGCAUCCCCCCCGACCAGCAGCGCCUGAUCUUUGCUGGCAAGCAGCUCGAGGAUGGCCGCACCCUGAGCGACUACAACAUCCAGAAGGAGUCUACCCUCCACCUUGUUCUCCGCCUGCGUGGUGGUGGCAAGAAGCGCAAGAAGAAGGUCUACACCACCCCCAAGAAGAUCAAGCACAAGCGCAAGAAGACCAAGUUGGCCGUCCUCAAGUACUACAAGGUCGACAAGGACGGUGGCAUCGAGCGCCUCCGCCGCGAGUGCCCUGCUGACACUUGCGGUGCCGGUGUCUUCAUGGCCGCCAUGGCCGACCGCCAGUACUGUGGCCGUUGCCACCUUACCUACGUCUUUGACAAGCAAUAA
Messenger RNA from Cordyceps fumosorosea ARSEF 2679, 588 nucleotides. RefSeq names its product ubiquitin. Gene Ontology annotation, molecular function: protein tag activity; ubiquitin protein ligase binding; structural constituent of ribosome. The record is from RefSeq and is a predicted model, not a curated record. The coding region runs from base 1 to 588 and encodes 195 amino acids. The transcript has 3 exons. Gene Ontology annotation, cellular component: ribosome; cytoplasm; nucleus. Gene Ontology annotation, biological process: translation; protein ubiquitination; modification-dependent protein catabolic process. Lineage: Eukaryota; Fungi; Ascomycota; Sordariomycetes; Hypocreales; Cordycipitaceae.